AUGGUUGGGCUGUCAACAUGGUUUCGCUACAUUGCCACCAAAUUCGAGUACUCUGUCUCGCUCACCCGAAAGACCUAUAUACAAGGUCAAAUUGCAGAUACGGAGAUUCUCGAUAUGAUAUGGAGGAAUGUUUUCCAUGGAAAGUUGACAUUUUUGCAUUGGAAUAAAGGAGAAGAGAUGGUCCCAUCAAUUGGCAGCUAUGAUGGAACUCUUCUUGUUCGGAAAAUUCCAGCUGCAAAUCCUACUCGAGUUCAUGUUGGUGAUGUGGUGGUACUAAAGGACCCAAUAAACUCAGGCAAUUAUCUUGUUCGGAGGUUAGCUGCUAUUGAAGGAUACGAGAUGGCAUCGACUGAUGAGAAGGACGAACCUUUUCUACUUGAAAAUGAUCAGUGUUGGGUAUUAGCCGACAAUAAAGACCUAAAACCAAAGGAAGCCUAUGAUAGUCGAACUUUUGGUCCGGUUACCAUGGAAAACAUAGUUGGCCGUGUCAUUUAUUGUCUGAGGAAUGCUGUCGAUCAUGGGCCAGUCAAUAACAGCCAUUUUAGUGAGAUGAAGGAUUCACCUAUUCUAGAAGUGGAACUGGACGUGGAGGAGAUGGCCAAAAAUCACAAAAUGUAG
Molecule: messenger RNA, 618 nt
Organism: Striga hermonthica
Lineage: Eukaryota; Viridiplantae; Streptophyta; Magnoliopsida; Lamiales; Orobanchaceae
Source: the annotation of a GenBank genome assembly